AUGGAUUCGUCACGUUCUUUCAAGCGUUUGUUCGUCCAGUCACUCCUUCUCCUGGCUCCUGCGCUCGCUGCUGCGCAAGACUCCAAGGCCGCCGAGCUCCAGUCAUGCUUGACCGCUGCCGGAAUCGAGAAUGUCAUCGAAGGCGCUGACACUUGGACGGAUGCUACCGCUGUGUUCCAGAAGCGCCUCACUCCUGACCCCGCCGCCGUUGCCUUUCCGCAGGACCGGGACCAGCUGGCCGCUUCUCUGGGUUGUGCCAGGAACGCUUCUGUUAAGGUCUCUCAACUGGGCGGCAGCCAUUCCUUUGCAGGCUACGGUUUCGGCGACCCUGGUAACCUCGUGGUCAGCCUGGGUGCUUUCAACUCUGUCAGCUACGACGAGGCCAGCCAGGAAUUGACGUUCGGAGGUGGUACCAGAGUCGGGCCUGUUGCGACCUACUUGUGGGAGAACUAUGGCAGGCACUUUCCCCACGUCCGCUCAGGUCACGUCGGCCUCGUUGGUUCUUCCAUUGGUGGCGGCUUCGGCACGACAUCCCGCCAUUUGGGAACUCCCUUGGAUAAUCUUGUUGGCGUCGAGUACAUGCUCUACAACGGCACCGUCGUUAGCGGCCGCGAGGGUUCUGACCUGCUCUGGGCUGCGCAAGGUGCCGGCUCGUCAUACGGAAUCAUACUGUCCCUGACGACCAAGACCUGGCAGCCCGUUUACGACAAGGCCGUCAACUUCACCCUGUCCCUCGGCAACGUCAGCCUCGAUGUUGGCACCAAGGCUCUCAUCUCCAUCCAGGAGUACGCCAUCAACGACGCCCCCGACGAGCUUGCUCUCCGCUGGGGUCUCACAGCUCCCCCAUUCACCGGCACCGGCUACUUUUACGGCGACCCGGCCGAGUUCGACACUCUGAUCCAACCCCUCCUCGACCGUCUUCCCGCCGAAGCCUCCCUCACGAAGUCUGAGUUCGAUUUCUGGACCAUGGAGCAGUUCGUGGCUGGCGGCAUCGCAGCCCCCAACGGUGGCAGCCUCGGCGGCCGCGCCUUUUACACUCAGGCGCUGACCGUCACGACCGAUGCGCCGCUGACGUACGAUCUGGCCUACACGCUCUUCGAAAGCACCACCUUUGCCUUCAACCGCACCGAUCUCCGCAAGUCGGGCUUCCUCGACCUCUGGGGCGGUGUGUCGCGUGACAUCUCUGACACUGACACGUCCUACGCGCACGGCAAGAACCUCUGGCUCAUCCGUUGGGACGCCAACGCCGCCGACCCCACCAACUGGCCGGCCGACGGCGUCGAGUACCUCAAGAACCAGAUGCUUCCCUUUGAGGAGGAGCUCCAGGCCGCGGGCAUCGCGCUCCGCGGCUUCGCCAACUACCGCGACACCGCCCUGACCGAGCCCGAGUGGAGUGCGCGCCUGUACGGCGAGAACUACGCUAGGCUGAAGGAGAUCAAGGCCGCCGUCGACCCGGAGGGCCUGUUUACGUCGAACCCCCAGAGCAUUCCUCUGCCCUGA
This is a messenger RNA of Lasiodiplodia theobromae, 1500 nucleotides long. RefSeq names its product Glucooligosaccharide oxidase. The record is from RefSeq and is a predicted model, not a curated record. Gene Ontology annotation, molecular function: oxidoreductase activity; FAD binding. The transcript has a single exon. NCBI's taxonomy places the organism in Eukaryota, Fungi, Ascomycota, Dothideomycetes, Botryosphaeriales, Botryosphaeriaceae. Bases 1 to 1500 code for a protein of 499 amino acids.